Messenger RNA from Rhagoletis zephyria (snowberry fruit fly), 2967 nucleotides. The record is from RefSeq and is a predicted model, not a curated record. Lineage: Eukaryota; Metazoa; Arthropoda; Insecta; Diptera; Tephritidae.
AUGGAUACAGCGAAGGUGAGCUCGCUGCUCGACGACUUCUUAGAAAGCUCUCCCGGGAGCGAUCAACGGAUUCGCGAAUUCUUUGUUCGAACCGCGGAAACUGCUUUGGUCAUCAAAAAUCAAAACACUGCGUUGGUCAGCUUGGACGAGUGCGUUCCUGACUCGCCACAAUCAUGCCAGAAUCAUGAAAAUAGCCGAGACUUCUACGCCAGAUUCAUGAAAGAAGAGCGUCAAAAGUACAUGAAACUACUCAAAGAACACCGGAACGAAAUGUUCUGCGACGAUUACUAUCUAAAUUCGAACACAUCCCAGCAAAUAAUAGACCAAGACGGUAUCUUCGAUAAGAAAAGCCCUUGGGGAAGACUUUGCAUUCUCGACUACCAAGCACAGAUUCUCAAGACUAUUCACGAGAAUCGAAUCGUCAUUAUCAAAGGUUUCACUGGCUGUGGCAAAUCGACUCAAAUUCCGCAGUACCUGGCGAUGGACUGUCAGAAGCAAGGUCAGCCGUACAGCAUAAUCGUCACCCAGCCGCGAAGAGUGGCCGCCAAGAUGUUGGCCACUCGAGUUGCCGCAGAACUUGACUGUCCACUCGGCAGUUUGGUCGGCUACCAAAUUGGUCUUGACCAGGCAAAAAGCAACCAAAAGACAAGAAUCCUCUACGUGACCACUGGAGUCCUCCUGCAGAGACUAAUCAUGUCAUCUGGCCUGAAACAAGUCACGCACAUCAUUCUCGAUGAAGUUCACGAGCGUUCGGCAGACAUGGACAUGCUAUUUCUGGCACUGAAGAGGAAGAUUUUUGCAUGUGACCUAAACGUGAAGAUCAUUCUCAUGUCAGCCACCUGCAAUGUUGACCUCUUCCAGGAGUACUUCACUCUGCCCAAGUACAUCUCCGACACCACCUGUAUUGACUGCAGUCCUGCUGUUUUGGAGAUUCGAGACUCUUCUAUAGGCAGUACCAUUAAGCGGUUCAAGCAGGAGAUCUUCUAUCUUGACGACAUUGUCGGCAAAAUUGAAGAUUUGCAGAGUACUUUGAAGUACAUCGAAAACAGCAACAGAUAUUAUUCUUACAAGGAAUUUUUGCGGCAAAGUAGCACUCAGAUGAUCUUCAAUAAGAACUACCCAACAGUGCACCAGGCUCUUCACGACGCAGUACUGGCCAUCCUCUUUCAUCAAAUCGAAGCUCACCAAUUGGAUAACCAAAAUCGCGGAACAGUGCUCAUCUUCCUGCCCGGCUUGGCAGAGAUUCUCGAUUUGAUGAAGGUGCUGAGCGACUCGCCCCUUUCGGAGCGCUUCAAGUGGCAGUUCUCCAUCCUCCACUCGACGGUGUCACUGCAGGAGCAGACGGACGUGCUCAGGGUGGUCGCCAGUGGCUGGCGGCACAUUAUCCUCGCAACGAACAUCGCCGAGUCGUCGCUGACGGUGCCCAACAUCGAGUUCGUGAUUGACUUUUGCCUGUGCAAGGUGCUGAUGGCCAGUCGGCAGGGCUACAGCAUGACUUACCUCUCACUGCAGUGGAGCUCGCAGUCCUCCUCUGACCAGCGCGCCGGCCGCACCGGUCGCACCAACCACGGCCAGGUCUUUCGCCUCAUUCCGCGCCGCUUCUACAAGACACUGGAGCAGUUUGAUGUGCCCGAGUUUGAGCGGACGCCGCUGGAGAACUACGUCCUGAAGGCGAAGCUGAUCGACGACAGUCUGCCGCCGAAGAAGGUGCUCGCCUAUGCGCUCAGUCCGCCCGCCCUGGAGGACAUCGAGUCGUCGCUGCUGGCCCUGAAGCGCACUAAUGCUCUCACGGUGACCACCACCACCGCCUGCUGUCGCACUCCCUCGCAGGAGUUGAUGGCGCUGGUCAGCUCCGAAGAGGAAAGUGAGAGUGGCUACGAGAGCGCCGAAGGGAGAGACGAGACCACCACGGAGGUGUACCAGCGAGACGACGGCAACCUCACCGCGCUGGGCUACAUCAUGGCAAUGCUGCCCAUGGAUCUCAAGCUGAGCAAGCUGGUUGCCCUGGGCGUCGUCUUUGACUGCACCUACGAGGCGGUAAUCAUCGCCGCCGCCCACUGCACCUCGGGUUUUUUCGUGCAGAACGCCUUCAACCCGCUGCGCAGCUACAAGUCGCACCUCGAGUGGGCGGGCCGGUCCUUCUCCGACUCGCUGGCCUAUCUCAGGGCGUACCGCGCGUACAAGGCAAUGAAGAACACCUUCCAGGGCGUCAUGUUCCUCUCGAAGAUUUGGUGCCAGAGCCGGAACAUCGACUACCUGCGACUGCUGGAGAUGGAGACGCUCGUCAGCGAGGUGAUCAACCGCCUGGAGAUGAACCUGAAGGUGAACUGUGUCCGGCCGACCAACUACCCCCAGUCGGAGCAGGAUCUAAUCUUGAAGGUGAUCAUCGCCGGCGCCUUCUACCCGAACUACUUUCUACGUCACUACGCCGAUGCUGAUCUGCUCGAAAAGUACCAGUCGUCGAGUGUCGACUUCAAUGACACGGUCAUACUGAACGGAUUCACCAAUGACACCGCCAUCUCUUCGCUGUACGUGCCCUUGCUGCAUCAGCUUUUUCAGGGCUGCUCUCCGAACAUUGAGUACCGGGUGGACGGCAGUACGGUGUACAUGAAGAUGGACAUCCAGAGCCCGAGUACUGCGGGCAUCGAUCUUGACGGUUUCGAUAAUAAUAAUGGCGGUGAUCAUCACCCUCAACAGCUGCCAAAAACAACCUCAAGUACUACUGCUGUAGGCCAGUCUUCCGACUUAUUGUCAUCUUGCAGUGAAAGUAGCGUUCAUUCUUCAGUCUACCAUGCUUUGGCCGUCAAGAAGCUGAAGCCGCUCCAGAAGUUGAAUCGANUAUCUUGCAGUGAAAGUAGCGUUCAUUCUUCAGUCUACCAUGCUUUGGCCGUCAAGAAGCUGAAGCCGCUCCAGAAGUUAAAUCGAUUUCGCCCAGAAAUUGAGGACGAACAGAAUAGAGAUUUGUAG